Fusarium coffeatum is the source of this 1425-nucleotide messenger RNA. RefSeq lists its product as uncharacterized. NCBI's taxonomy places the organism in Eukaryota, Fungi, Ascomycota, Sordariomycetes, Hypocreales, Nectriaceae. The coding region runs from base 1 to 1425 and encodes 474 amino acids. The record is from RefSeq and is a predicted model, not a curated record. The transcript is spliced from 4 exons.
AUGCCCAUUUGGCUAAACAGCGAGGGCUCAAAGCAGACCUUCUACAGCAAAAUACAACAGAAUGUGAAUCGGUCCGAGACAUUGGUGGUGGUGCAGCACGACUCACUGACGAGAACGGCCAGAGCUCAGAAAUUCACAGGGCUGUUCUGGAUGGACUAUCUGUCGGGCGGAAAUGGUUUCUCACUAAAAGCUUCUGGUACAACGAGUUUCCAGCGUAUGAGACUUUAUGAGGACUUGAGUGAGGUAGAACCUGCUUUGCAAUAUGUCGCUAUGGCAUUGAGCACGGCCACUCUCGGGGCGAAUAACAACGAUAUGCAGCUUACGCGGAAGAGUCAACAGGCGUAUGGCUUGGCGCUGCAGCAGAUGGCUAUCUCGUUGGAGUCCAGACAGGACAAGGAUGGGAUGUUGGCUGCUAUUCAACUCAUGCGCGUCUACGAGCAACUCUUUGGUACGAGUUCGGACGCGCAAUGGACAGCCCAGGGGUUUAAGAAACACAUUGAUGGUGAAACAGCACUCAUUUUGAGCCGUGGACCCGAUGAUGCUUGGUCUUCAAUGGGACGCCAGCUGUUGGCAGAUGGACGUCUCGCUUUAACCAAUGCUUAUACCUCCCGGAGGAAAAGGUCACCUUUUAGUCGGAAACAAUGGAAAGAAUCGCCAUUAUGGCGUUCAGUGACAGAUUCGCCACUCAACAGACUUGUUGAUAUCUUGGUAGAAGUUCCAGGUCUUCUAGAAGAUUUAGAUAUACUCCGUCAAGCCUCGAACCAGACACAAGCAGAAUACUUACAUGACGCGCUCAUGGACAAGUGUCGCACAUGCGAGAUGGCCCUUUCAUCCUGGAAAACGGAAGUAGGCCCCAUCCUAAAAACAUACGACUACACAAUCGUUGGCGAAACCCUACCUAGCCCCCGCAACGACGACGACCUCGCAAUAAUCUACCUAAGUUGCUACUACUGGAUGACAUGUCUUCUAGUCUUCUCAACACAAGGCUUCACCGAACUCGAAACCUCCCCAGACUUCACCCUAAUGUCCUGCCCAUCCCAGAUCCUCGCAAGAUCGUACGCCUACCGCAUAGCUCACGCCAUGCAUCUCCUCUUCCAACCACCGGCAGGCGACUAUACCGCCGUAGCAGUCUUCUUCCCCCUCGGAAACGCAAUUCGAUAUCUUAUUAUGGCGGAGACAUUCGAUGGUCAGAGGAUUAUGAGUAAGGAAAGGUUGCUUCUCACAAAGAUCUUUUCGAGGCCGUUCUUGGGGAGCUUUGUGGGUAGGUUUCUGAAGAACUUGCAGGCGGAUGAUGGGGUGGACUAUGGGUAUUCGGACGAGAGGUUAUUCGGUAUGGAAGGUGUUGAGUUUCGGGCGAGGGUUUGGUGGUGUGGGAUGGGGAGGGCUGGAGUGCCGGAUGUGGCUCCUGAAGGGGCAUGUCCUUGA